Messenger RNA from Solanum stenotomum, 787 nucleotides. RefSeq lists its product as uncharacterized. The record is from RefSeq and is a predicted model, not a curated record. The transcript has a single exon. Lineage: Eukaryota; Viridiplantae; Streptophyta; Magnoliopsida; Solanales; Solanaceae. Bases 6 to 443 code for a protein of 145 amino acids.
AAGAGAUGCUGGGAUUUUCAUAUGGAGAGGUAUUUCUAUUGCUUGGUGCUACUGCUGCUCUUAUUGGACCUAAAGAUCUACCAAUCAUCGCAAGAACAGUAGGCAGAUUUGCUGGGCGUUCCAUUGGUUAUGUUCAAUUGGCCCGUGGCCAGUUAGAAAGUGUCAGGCAUCAGUCCCAAGCUCGCCAGGUGCAUAAGGAACUGCAAGAUACCAUGGCUCAACUAGAAGCUAUACGUCAUGAAAUUCGAACAAUCUCUUUUAUGAAUCCUGGUCCACUGACAUCAAGGCUAGUGGACAACAUCAACACUACAGCUGGGGAUAACAUGACUGCAAAUGGACCUCAAAAAUCUGAUGAAGAGAGUACAAUCGUUGAAAAUGGACCUAAAAAAUCUGAUGAAGAGAUUACAAUAGUUGAAAAUAGACGUCAAAAAUCUGAUAAAUAGAGCAAAACAGUAACUAUCACACCUAAGGAGCAUAAUUAAAGGAACUCAGCUUUAUCUGAUAUGCACAGCCAAGCAGGUGCUUAUGCAAGAUUGGCAGAGAUGGCUCCUCUGAAAUCUGUAUCUAUAGAGAGAGAAGGUCUGAGUGAACUGACCGAUGAAUCUGGCAGUAUUGUUGUACUUCCUGUCUCUGCUGAAAGCGCAGGAUUGUUGCCAAAACGUAUAGCUGGAGCAAAAGGUUCUGACAUUGUCUUAGAAGCAAUACUGGAGGCAGAUGUGGCAAAGAAUGCCAAAGAAUUUUUCUCACAGCCACAAAACCAGUUAAAAAGUGAAUGAUGAGGUUUACU